Molecule: messenger RNA, 1631 nt
Organism: Dermacentor silvarum
Lineage: Eukaryota; Metazoa; Arthropoda; Arachnida; Ixodida; Ixodidae
Exons: 1
Coding region: 126-1631 (501 amino acids)
Molecular function (GO): sequence-specific DNA binding
Source: RefSeq, a predicted model, not a curated record
GUGCUCACCACGGCCGCGCGUGCUUGGGCUCGUCCGUUCUCUGUCUCCACUGUGCCAUUCCCUCGUUUGGAUGUCUUUCCUUCGCCGUCGUCGUUUGUUUGGCCACGUGUUGUGCGAACCAGCGCAUGGUGCUGACCAUGCCGUCAAGUCGUUCAAGUACAUGCUUCGUGCCUGGAUGUAAAGGCGGGUAUCGAUCGUGCUCAGAGAAGUUAUCGGUCUUUAAAGCCCCGAAGGAUCUCUCGAGACGAGAGCAAUGGGCUCGUAAUAUUAAGCGGGCUGACAAAGAACUGACGAGAGACAGCGUCGUAUGCGAGCGGCACUUCGACGAGAGUUUCAUUGAAAGAACAUACCGGCACGUUAUAAACGGUGAGGUUGUAGAGAUACCCCGUGAUCGUCCGCGUUUGUCAGACGAUGCUGUGCCUACGUUGUUCCCGGACGCACCGAAGUACUUUACCAAAAAAGCACCCGUGAAAAGAAAGGAUCGCAAUGUAUGUGAGCAGCACGGACCUGCCAAAAAACGGCAAAAGCCUAACUCAGUCAGCAGACAACAGCCCGAAGUACUCGUGCAGCAGCAGGAGCUGGAAGAUCCCAGUGUUCCUGAGGUCGGAACAUCUGACGCAGUCCACGCCGUCGCCGAAGUUCAGCAUGCGGGCUUGAACCUCCGUCUACCUGACGAAACGUGGAACAAGUUAACGUUUCGCGGUGAACAUGAUUCUGCAGUGUACGGCGUUUGUGAGCUCGAGGGCGAACAAGUUGACCACAUCUUGCUUCCCAAGCUGGUUAAAUUCAAAGCUAAUAGCUGCCAACAGAACUCAUUGUGUUGCUUUGUAUACCUGAGGGGAAAACUGCAUUCACAGUGUACCGUCUCGUCGCAGGAAGAAGGGCAGUCGGUGCUCGACAGCACACAUGCACUUACAUUGUGUCGAGGCUGCGGCAUCAGACCGGAAAAGCAAGGACAGUAUGUAAUCUUUGCUGGGAAUUGCUUUUCCGCCAAGUGUACUUACGUGUGUGAGAGUGGCGGCUCCUGCAUACACUGCAAGUACCUCAGAAAACUGGUGCAAAAUCAAAUGUCGCGAAAGCGGCGCAACGGGCGCGUGUCAAAACGUCGGAAAAAACUCGCUAACACGCGUCGCAUCUUGCUUACCGCUCAGAAAAAGUUGUUGAAUGCAGAACGCGAACUAGCAGCGAUGCGUCAGGCAAAUCAACAGAUUGCCGACGAGGUGUUGGGCGCUCGCAUUAAAAGUUUGCCUGAAAAGCAACAAAUGGCUGUCAAGGCCUGCUUCGAGGCAGCUGCGAGAAAAUCAACAUCGGGGAUGUUGUAUGAGAAAGAAUGGAUUUUGGAGUGUGUACUUCUGCGGAUGCGUAGUCCCAAGUUGUACGAGCAUCUCCGUAAGCAAAAAGUUCUUAUAUUUCCAAGCAGGACGUGUCUGCAGCGCUAUACUCGCAGUUUCAAGAGUGGAUUCGGAUUCAAUAGUGCAGUUUUCAAUGCCCUUGCUACCAAGACUAGAGACAUGGACAUCUCUAGUAGACAUGGAGGCAUCAUCCUCGAUGAAAUUAAGUUGGCUGAGCAUUUCAGCGUCAACGCAGUAGGUAAGCACCACCAUUUCUUCAAUCGAGCAUCAGAUCACUGA